Molecule: messenger RNA, 2790 nt
Organism: Fibroporia radiculosa
Lineage: Eukaryota; Fungi; Basidiomycota; Agaricomycetes; Polyporales; Fibroporiaceae
Exons: 11
Coding region: 1-2790 (929 amino acids)
Molecular function (GO): hydrolase activity
Source: RefSeq, a predicted model, not a curated record
AUGCCUCUCAAUUCCCUCCUCGGCCAAGCCGGGCUGAAGCUCGGGCCCCUGGUUCUUGAAACACUCGUUAAACAUUACCUCGAACGCGUACUGAAAGAGCGCGGGGAUGGGGUGACCAAGUUGAGCCAGGAUGAGUUACUGUACGAUGAGGCCUUCCAUAUUGUCAAGACAUUUAUGGAAGCGGCAGUCAAACACACUGUAGAAGAGCUGCAAGAAUUUUCAAAUACUCGCACUCCAACGCCACCAUGGACGCACAUUGUACGAUUGACCGUCCCUAUGACCUGUUGCGAUGACGCGGCCACGUAUCUCAUACAAGCUCUGGGUGGGGAGGAGGUUACGAAGCGGAUUGUCGGUGGUACUAAAUGGUGGCAGGUUCGCGGGAUUCGCGGCAUCGACGCAGAAUGGUUAACGGCCAAGAAGGAUUGGGCAGAAGCUAAACGACGGCGCAAGGCGCAGCAAAAGGAGAAAGGCAAAGCUAAAGAUGCGCAUAAAGCGGCUACGAGCGACGAUCUCGGACAAGAGAUGCCUGCGGUGUAUGAUCCCGAGAUGGAUAAGAUGCGAUGCAUCUUGUAUGCUCACGGUGGUGGAUACUACUUUGGUAGUAUUGACCAGGAAAGGUACAGUCUUGAGCGCUACGCCAGGAAGAUUAAUGGUCGUGUGUUCGCAAUAAAUUAUCGACUUGCCCCCCAGUACCCCUUCCCUUGCGCGCUACAAGAUUUUCUCGCCGCUUAUUUGUACCUCAUCCGGCCGCCUGAAGGCGCCUCGCAUUGUCCUGUCAACCCUGCACAUAUUGUUGUGGCCGGAGAUUCUGCAGGAGGAGGCCUGUCGGUAUCUCUCUUACAGGUCAUCCGUGAUUCGGGUUUGCCGAUGCCAGCAGGCGCUGUACUCAUAUCACCAUGGUGUGACAUGACACAUUCAUUCCCCAGUAUACAUACUAAUACGGCCACCGACGUUCUGCCGCCAUAUGGACUGUCAUUUCACAAGCCCAGCACGCUCUGGCCACCUCCACCAGACGAGCUCACAUCCAAGAUGCAGGAUAGCAUCCGCAGUCGUGUCCGCGAGGUUGUACACAUGGGUAGCAGGCCUACAAGUCCAGACGCAGCCGAUCGCUCCGUGCAAGACCAGGGACCAGGAUGCACCGAUCACCAGUUCCUCGAUGCACAUAGCGGGGAGACGUUGCAUCUAGGAUCUACGGCGUCACUGCCGGACUCGUCUACGUCCGUACGGAACCAGGCCAUCUGCCUUCAGACACAAUCCGGGGAAGUUCUGACGAUAGACAGCCAACUACAGAUGUACACGCCAAAUUACUUGCUGACACAUCCUCUUGUCAGUUCUGCGCUUUCGUAUUUGGGUGGCCUUCCCCCACUGUUAGUCAUUGUGAGCGAAAAGGAAGUCCUCAGAGACGAGAUCAUAUAUCUCGCUCACAAAGCUGCCUAUCCGGAUAAAUAUCGCGUCAAAGAGGAAACACGUAAAAUGUAUCCUGCUCUAGACGGAAUAGAACAGCGGUUUGGUCCUACGAAGGUGCAUCUGCAGGUAUAUGACGAUGCGGCUCAUACGCUCCCCACUCUAUUCGCGUUCACGACUCCGGCCAAGUAUUGCUAUCGCGCUAUCGCGACUUUCUGCAAGUAUACGACGGGCAUGCUCCCUACGCCGUCUUCGAUCAUUUCAGAUGACGUUCCUAUCACCACUUCGCCUGUCGAGAGCCCGUCUCGCACCCCAGAUUACCCAUUGUUUCCUCAGGGCCACUCGAUUAGUUCCUCAUCUCUGAUGCCAACUAGUCAGUCCUCGUCGUCUAGCAUCAGCGAUAUCAGUCCGCGCUUGCGUGCGCCGAGGAGCGCGAUCAUCGAGCGUGAAGCUGGUCCGUCCUCGAAAGGCAAUCUGAGAAGAGUAGUAAGUGCAAAGAUUCAUCGGGCAAGCGUUUUGUUCCAGUGGGGAAACGGGCAGUCUUCAGGGGUUGCCGCGGGGGAAUCAUCCCAAUCAAGCGAUGUCGCUGGGCCCCGUUUCUCCACCCUGUCAAGGCGAGAGAGGGGUCGUACUGCGGGAGAGCCAUCUGUCUACGAUAACGGGCUGGAUAUCAUGAUUCGGGAAAGGAUCUCGACAGAUGGGACUAUCCGUGCCCUCGAAGCUGAGGAGGAACUUCCCGCACUUGCGUUCCCCGCCGAGCUUAUUGGAGUAAUGUCUGAGCUGGUUGCGCGCAGGUACUUUGACGGGCGAGCCAAGUUCGCGAAGAAGUUCGCGAAAGUGGAAAAAUACAUUGAGGAGAAGCGUCAGCGGAACUUGGUACGCGCGCAGAGCGACACGAUGCGGAACAUGGCACAUCUGCAGACGUUUCUGAGUCGAGAUGAGAAAGCCGUCCACAGACCGAGCGGCCAAUCCCAGCCGCCGCGAGGCAUCCAGGAGGGACUAAUGGCCACAGGCAGCUGGCCGUGGGCGUGGGCGCUCGAUGUGGGCGAGGAACCACCUCCGAGCAGUAUUGUCGCGCGCAGAGAUACGGGGGAGGCGCGGCGAUUGGCGAGGAUUGCAGAUCAGGCGUUCCUCGCGGACGAGCACGUGAUCAGCGGUAAUAAUCUCUGGUCAGUCUUGGUAGAAUUCCUGACGAAGACUCCGGACAAGCACAACCACGGACAUAAGGACAAGGACAAGGACAGCGACCCACAAGGUCAGGUAGAUAACAACGAUGAUCUCAUGGCCGAAUCGAAACAGGAGCGGCGAGGAUCGAAGUUCACGCGAUUUCUGUCAGAGCGUAGAAAGGGUCGCGGUAGAGAUCACUCUGAACAUGCCAAGGAGUGA